CAAGUUUCUUCGCAUAUCCAGAACGAGUUACAGACAUGAAACACAUCCAACGAAUCACUCUAGUGUUUUUCUUUGUUGGGCAGUUACUCGAAAAAGUAAAUUGUUCGAACGACGGACAAGUGACGAAUUCUGUGCUGAUUAGUGAUUAUAUUAACGCACACAAUCUGAAAAUUUGUGUACUUUCGUCCUGCAAUGGCAACUUGGAAUUAUUAAACAGUUUCAAUGGAAAAAGUGAUACAUGGUACAGUUUCACAGACAUUGCAGUUCAGUCCGUCGAAUUCGACAUACUGUUCACGAGAUUUUCGCAUCAGAUUGGCGUUGUGGUUGAUUUAAGUUGUGCGGAAAUUGUAGAAUUUCUGCGCGAAAUAUCGAAGAGGAUAUUUUUCCACCGAGAACGUUAUUGGCUUUUGUUUUCACCGGAUAUGAAUCGGACUGAAGACGUGCUUCAACAGCUAAAUGUUAAUGCAGAUGCAGAAAUCACAGUAGCAAUACCAGUCGAGGAUAGUGCCAGAAAGAAUUAUCGGUUAUAUGAAGCGUUUAAUCCAUGUUCUGAAAGAGGUGGUCUACUGAAUGUUACCCAAAUCGGAACAUGGACUCUAAGAGAUGGUAUAAAUUUGGCUCUAAAUAAAACUAAAUUUGAAAAUCGACGUGAUUUUCAAGGAAUAACGUUUAAGGGUGUUGUGACGAUUCCAGAGAUUCCCAACCGCGAAACGUUUCUUCAACACCUUGAAUCCGUUGAAUUUCCCCAUCUGAAUACGAUCAGCCGCUUUAAUUAUCGGAUAUUUCAAAUAGUGCAGCAAAUGUUCAAUUUCAAAAUAUUUCUUCAGCGAGCUGACAGUGAUGGUGAUCUGAAAAAUGGACGUUGGCAGGGUGCCAUCGGCAUGAUUAAUCGUCGGGAAGUUGACAUCUCCGUAUCGGGAUAUCGAUGGAAAGACGAGUAUUACGACGCAUUUGAAGCUACAAUCAAUUCGUACGCAACUCGACCGAAAUUCAUAUUUCGCCAUCCGAAAUUGGUUGAUUCGUCCAGGGUUUUCACGGAACCAUUCAAGAAUAUUGUAUGGGUUUACAUUGUGGUUGUGUGUAUACUAUCGGCCUACUUUUUGCGGCAUAUUUUCACGGCCGAAAAUCAUAAGAAAGUCAAAGUAAAUUUCGGAAAUCAGUCCAUCAAUGAUGAUUCUUGGAGCAAUUCUUUGCUGCUCGUUUUUGGUAUACUGUUCCAACAAGGAUACUCCAUCGAACCGUUAAUGAUCUCGUCUCGAAUUCUCACUCUGAGCAUACUGGUGUUCUCCGUCCUAGUUUCACAAUUCUAUUCAGCAUUUAUUGUUGGAUCAUUGCUGACCGAAGCUCCAAAAUCUAUUAAAACAGUUAAACAACUCGAUCGCAGCAAAUUAAACUUCGGUAUCGAUGAUUCGGCUUACGUAUUGGAAAUAUUUGACCAAAGCAAUGAAGAUUCAAUCGUUAAAUUACGCGAGCGAAUCAUGAAGAACGGUGACAAGGCUGUCAUGGAUUUAUACGAGGGGUUGGAUUUGAUGAAGAGAGGUGGAUUUGCCUUUAAUACAGAUGCAACUUCUUCCUAUUUAAAAAUCAAAAAGAUCCUAACCGAUAACGAAAUUUGUGACCUUCAAGACAUCGUGUACACCCGCGAAACUCCUAGUGGACCUGUAGUGCCCAAGAAAUCUCCGUUAACUGAAUGGAUAAAGAUCAGCAUUUUAAGAAUGGGCGAAGCUGGUAUAUUAGCGUACCACUCAAAAAUUUGGAUUGGAACUAAGCCAGAAUGUCCACUCAGCAUAGUACACUUUGUGCCAGUCGACUUAUUGCAUUUUUCCACCGCAUUGUACUUGAUCAUUUUCGGAAUUAUUUUGAGUUUUUUGAUUUUGUUAGCUGAAAUUUUGGUGCAUAGUUUCCAAAUUUCAAACAGAGAAAUUAACACGAAAGCGAUUUUGAUGAAAUGGCAUACUUUAAGAGAAUCAGACAACAAAUUAAAUUAAUGUUGCCGUUGACGCUUGAUGCGCUCAUAAUAGCUUGAAAUAAAUUGUA
This is a messenger RNA of Bradysia coprophila, 2037 nucleotides long. Its product is annotated as ionotropic receptor 84a-like. Gene Ontology annotation, molecular function: ligand-gated monoatomic ion channel activity. The record is from RefSeq and is a predicted model, not a curated record. NCBI's taxonomy places the organism in Eukaryota, Metazoa, Arthropoda, Insecta, Diptera, Sciaridae. Gene Ontology annotation, cellular component: membrane.